AGCGGAGGAUGCAAUGGCAAAGGUCACCCCCAUGCGGUCGAGGAUUGCAACACGAGACUUUGCUCUGUUCUUGCAGACUGAUGAUUACGACAGCGACGACGAUGUUCCUAUUGACGAGUUCGAGAUUGCUGUGAAGAACAUCAGCAGCGGCACGAGCAGGAAGGGAAGUAUCCAACGCCAUCCUUCCAGCGAGUCUGAAAUCUCGAGCCUUUGGGUUCACCGUGAGAAACUGGUGGAGACGCUUGCAAAGUACGAUAGUUUUCGGGCGAGCCUCCUCACUCUUCUGGAGCAGCAUGGACUCAAUCAGAAUGCCGUGCGCGAUACCAUCACCACAUAUCCCAAUACUUUUAAUCUCAGUGAUGAGAUUGCGGAACUGAGGCCCAAAAUCACCAUUUGCGAUGCUCAUACUAGUCCUGACUUCUGCUAUGCCUGGGAAUCAUGUGACGACCUCCACAUCUGCCCUCGCUACGUAAUGGGAGAUUGUAAAGACGACUCUUGCUCCCUGGGGCACUGUUGGACUACUGACCAUAACCGUAAGAUACUGCAGAGUUUCAACAUGGACAGACUGACUUCAAAAAUUCUUUGUACACUGAUUCGAGAUACAUUCAGCGAACGCAAACCUAUGAAGUCACUUGAUGUCUGUCAGAGUUACAAUAAGGGCACAUGCAGACGCAGACAAUGUAGUUCCCUACACAUCUGCUUGAAUUUUGUAAUCCGGGGUGGUAUCUGUGGGCUGCAAUCUUGUCAACUAAACCACUAUACCACUGAACCUUCUGUAUGUAAGCUCCUCGAAAGUCAUGGACUCCCUUCUAACAGGUGCUCCAAAGACAUCAUAACAAUGCUACUUGCUCAAAACCAAUCCUUAUCAAGUCAGGUUUACUCUCUGAGACGAGUGAAAAGAUCAUCCACUGCUUCCAGCAUAAGCACCCCAUCUCCCAACCUACAGAGAGGAACUUCGAGCACUGUGUGGUCACACUUCUACAAAGGAGAUGUCCCGGUGCCAGAAAUCUGCUACUCCUCUGUGGAAGGGAAGUGUCAGUCUGAAGCUCAAGGUUGCUCAAGGCUGCAUGCAAAGGAACACUUCCAUUGGCAGGUGAGCGAGAGCAGUGGGCAGUGGUUUAACCUACAGAACUCACAGGUAAUCAGUCUUGAAAGAGCAUAUUGUGAUCCAGCUCAGGAAACUGUGACAAUUCCUCGUCUAGACACAGCCCUUGUAACACCAACAAACCCCUUACUCUCUCUCCUGGGGCGAGACUUAUGGAGCGCUGACCUAAUAAAUCAGAAUCUGAAGGACUCUUCGGGGGAAAAGAUUCUCAACCUAAGGAGACUCUGUACAGAAAAGACGGAAAUGAAUGUUCAGGCGAGAACGUUUCUGUGGUAUUAUUUCUAUGAUGGCAAUUGGGUGGAAUACGGCCGUCCUAACCCAUCAGCUGAAGCUGAUCUCGUGUACGAUGUAAGCUCUGAAUUUAUUGAGGUAGCAUACAAUACACCUGACUGUCAGGAAAUGCCUCUCAAGGAAAAUAACAAAAUCGACUUCCAAGCUAUGGUCCACAUUAACAGCUUUUCACACAAAUGGCCGAUACGACGGCGACCAAAAAGCCAUCUGGAGGAGGCUGAGACAGGCACUGAGUAUAACCGGAUUUUGCCGCCUCACUGGGAGGUCAUGAAACCAGAGGAUCGUCUACGCAUUGUAGACCUUCCGCCCUGGUGCACAGAGUAUGAACAAGUAUUGGAACUCCUUCACACUUCGCUCCAGGAUGUAAAAAUCUUGAAGGUGGAGAGAGUUCAAAAUCCCUUUCUUUGGCGUGCUCUGCAAAAUAAGAUUGAAGAACUGUCUGUGUGGUACGGCGACAUUGAGAAGGUAGAUAUUCGCACGCUGUUCCAUGGUACAGAUGUUGAUGUCAUAAAACACAUUUGUACAGAAAACUUCGACUGGCGUCUUCAUGGCUCUCGUUUCGGUCAGAAGUACGGCCAUGGAGCUUACUUUGCGACCGAGGCGGCCAGAGCGCUCGAGUACUGUACGUACGAUCCCCUGAACCAGCGGUACCUUCUUGUGGCCCAAGCGGUGGUUGGAACCAUAGUACAGGGCGAUUAUACUAUGCAUUGCCCUCCCCAAAACCCUGUGACCGGCAUACCAUAUAAUUCCACUGUCGAUGACGAGUUUGAUCCAACAAUUAUUGUGAAAUAUGACAAACAGGAAUACUACCCACAGUACAUUAUCACUCUUUCAUAUGUGCGUGUGAUACGGAACUUGUCUUGGCGAACACAUCACAUCACCAAUACCUUCUGGUCUGAAUCCUUGGUCGUUCCUCAAGAUUUAGUAACAGCACACAAGUUAGACGGCAGCAGCAGAAUCGUAACUAUUCGCUUGGGCGUUUUAGCGAAGACGAGAACUUCACAGAAAGGUUGCAGGAAGGUCGGCACAUUCAUCACAACCACAAACAAGAAGGGACUAAUGGCUGACAUCUUCCCCAUCCAGUAUACGCCCGAGAUCCCCAGGAUAAACCCAAGGGUCCUAGCGGGAGCUCUGGCCAAAAAGCCUCACUUCCGAGCUUCUCUCCUGAGGUUGCUGGAGGACGAUGGAUUUGACAUCCCGCUUGUACGGCGCUGCGUCCAGACCUUCAGGCAGGUGUUCGCUGUCGAUGGCGAGGCUAUUGUGCUUAAGCCCAAACUGGCCCUUUGUCCUAUGAAUAACAUUGACAGCACAUGUAGAUAUGGUAAGAAAUGUAGGUCUUUACAUAUCUGCGCUGAGUACCUUAAAAAUGAGUGCGAUAACGUGAGCUGCAGCUUGGGACACAGGUGGGACACGAAGCCAAACAACAUUCUCGUGCGCAGACUCUUCCUCGACCGCCUUAGCAUCAGCGAGCUAAAUAAAUUAGUGGUUUCUCUGCAAGACGACUAUGCUAGACAGGGAACAAAGAGUGGUCUGCAUCGACUGCCCGCCGUCAGCAAUGAGGUCGAGGAUGAUUCUACACAAGAUGACGAAGAAGACGAAGGCAUCGAAGAUUCUUCAGGAGACGAGACAGUGAGUCCAACAGUUUGGUCUCACUACAUAGAGGGUGAAGUUGAUAUUCCCGAAAUUUGCUAUGACUCAGUGGUAGCAAAGUGCGUCCGUGAGGAAGUAGGCUGCCCAAGGCUCCAUGCAGCACUGUCCUUUCACUGGCAGACAAAGGAGCCUGACGGCGUCUGGUACAACCUGCAGUCUGCCCAAGCCGAGUAUCUGGAACUGAACUACUGCGACCCAUGUAAGGAAACUUGCAUGGUUCCCAAGCUUGAUCCGACGGUCUAUAACGAGUCCGAGUGCGACUUACUGGCACUGAUGGGACUUGCUCAGUGGGAAGCCAAUUUUGAGAGCAUGACUUUAAGUCUUCCCCCGGAUGAGGAGCUUUUGAUCAGAAGGCUGUGCGUCGAGGAUCUGACGGAAGUGGAACAGACAGCGAAUGUUAAUACAUGGUACUAUGAAGUUCAAGAGUGGCUUCCGUACGGUCAAGAUGAGGACAGUUCCUCCAACAACACCGUCACCUCUGCAGAAAUUGAACACGCUUUUCUGAACGAUAAAUACUCUCGUUUCUACUUCACCACCGAGAAGCACACCUACACCCUCGACUUCGAGACCAUGACUCAGACCAAUGACACAACAGGGUACUCGAGGAGGAUGCGACGCCGGCCGAAGCCCCACCUGCAGAAGGAGGAUCUGUUGGAAUAGAUUGAAUUCAACGUAAUUUGUAUAUGCAUAAAGCCAGUCGCAUGUUAUGGUAUUUUCAGAGACCAUACAAACCGUUGUAACUGAGUACGUUUGAAAUUACGAAUACAUGAGUACAAGGUAAGUUGAAUUUGUCACCUGUAACAUGGAUACUCAUACACAUUAUUUUUGUGUGUAAUCUGUAGAAAUGGUUGAUGA
This is a messenger RNA of Penaeus chinensis, 3901 nucleotides long. RefSeq lists its product as uncharacterized. Lineage: Eukaryota; Metazoa; Arthropoda; Malacostraca; Decapoda; Penaeidae. Gene Ontology annotation, molecular function: metal ion binding; NAD+ poly-ADP-ribosyltransferase activity. The record is from RefSeq and is a predicted model, not a curated record. The transcript is spliced from 6 exons. Bases 14 to 3706 code for a protein of 1230 amino acids.